Molecule: messenger RNA, 741 nt
Organism: Trichoderma atroviride IMI 206040
Lineage: Eukaryota; Fungi; Ascomycota; Sordariomycetes; Hypocreales; Hypocreaceae
Source: RefSeq, a predicted model, not a curated record
AUGCCUGUUGAGCUGCGCAAGCGCAAGGCCCCCGUGGCGCCGCCCGCGCCCGCGCCGACCAAGAAGAAGGCGGCUACUAAUAGGGGACGAAAGCCCGCCGCUUCCAAGGCAAAGGAGGACGCCAAGAAGCCCGACGCCGAGGCGGACAAGAAGAAGCCGUCCAAGGACGAGGAGGCGACCGAUUCUGCGCCGGAAGACGCAGCUGCCCCUGAGGGAGAACAAAAGGCCGCCAAGGCUGAGGCCAAGGACGAGGAGAAGAAGCCUGCUGCUGCGGGCAAGGUGGCUGUUGGCGAUGUCGUUGACCUUGAGGGAUUCGGCGGCGAGAUUCAAACGAAUGAUGGCGACAAGACGACUUUGAAGAAGCUGGUUGAUGAUAGCAAGAGCGGUGUUGUUUUGUUCACCUACCCCAAGGCGUCGACUCCGGGAUGCACCACCCAAGUGUGCCUGUUCCGCGACUCCUAUGAGCCUCUGACCGCCGACGGCCUCGCCAUCUACGGCCUGAGCGCCGACUCACCCAAGGCCAACACCACCUUCAAGGAGAAGCAGAAGUUGCCUUAUCCCCUCCUGUGCGACACCGGCGCGACUCUCAUCGCGGCCAUUGGCUUGAAGAAGCAACCUAAGGGAACCCAGCGCGGCGUGUUUGUCAUCAGCAAGGAGGGCAAGGUGCUCGUUGCCGAGCCUGGCGGUCCUGCUGCUACUGUGGAGAGAGUCAAGGCUCUGGUUGAAGAGUUGAAGGGAAAG